GCUGCUGGCUCCUGGUACCCUUCUUCUGGAACAGAAGUGACUUCUUGAAGCUGGAAUCACGCAGGGCCUGCAUGUGUUUAGGUCAGACGGAUGAGGUGGAUGGAGGAGCAGAGAGGCGGUUCUUCAAGAUCUUACAGUCAGGUGGAAUCUGGAGGACUUCAGUCUUUCAAAACUCUCAAGCUGUUCUUGACAGUUGCAUAAAUCAAUCAGAGGAGCCAGAAAUACAGAUUUAUAUAGUGGUAGCUCACCGUCUCUCGCUUGGCUCCUUUGGGAGGGAGAGUGGGGGAGAAAAUCAAACAAAACAAACAGAUAAAAUAACUGCAGCUGCCUUCCUGGCACAGACAGAGCUUUCAGACCAGUUCUGUGGAAUUUCACUUUUUGAGCCCUUCUCUCUAUAUAAAGGGGAACAGCAGCAGAGAAAGAGUUUUCCUCUCUCCUACCGCAAGCCAAGUUAGCAUUGCUGAAAAGUGGAAGCCAUGGCGAUGCUGAGGCUCCUUACCCUUCUGGCUGGUUUGAUGCUCCUGAGCGGUCACGCUAGCGCAAGGUACUAUGGGAAAAAAUUUGUCACGGCCUUCAUGCAAAAUUUUGAGACGAGCCGAGCCUCCGAAUCAAACUUUCAGCUGCUCCUCACUGGCCACCACAACCUGACUGAAGUAACUGUGUCAGUGAGUCGAUCGGCCUUCCGGAAAAGUUAUUCAGUUGCAGAAGGUGAAAUGGUGCCUGUUCAGAUCCCAGUGACUGCAGAGAUGAAAGGCAGCACCACAUUUGAUCAGUCUGUUCUGAUUCAGGCUGACAAGGACAUUUCUGCUGUCUUACUGUACCGGAAGUUGUAUUCCGUGGCAAGCACAGCUCUGUAUCCAUCCCAUGAGCUUGGCACAACCUAUUAUGUCGUAACCCCGUCAAGUACCAGACCGCCCAUCUACUUAAAAGAAUUCGCAGUCAUCGCUUCACAGUCUCCUGCCACAGUUCGUAUUUACCUAAAAGGGAAUGUGAUCUUUGGUGGGACAUCAUACGUCGCGGGGACAAGAAUCACAGUUUAUCUCCGGGCAUUCCAGGUUGCCCAGCUGCAAAGCUCAAAUGAUUUGUCGGGCACCAAGAUCGAAUCGUCAACACCCGUGGCCGUCUUGAGUGGGCAUGUCUGUGUGGUGCAAAAUUACCAGUGUGACCAUGUUGUUGAGCAGCUGCUGCCGGUCUCCAGCUGGGGCAGCACCUUUGUCGUCCCCCCAGUGUUUUUCCAGACCAAUAAUGACAUUGUGUAUGUGGUGGCUUCCCAGGACACUCAUGUUGACUAUCAGCUGGGAGCACAGAAAGGCUCUCAAGACAUGGUGGCUGGUGAAGUUAGGCAGUUUGAGAUCCAGUUCCCUAAUGCCUUUUACAUCUCUGCUAAUGCUGGGAUCCAGGUCCUCUUCUUCUUCACUGGCCUCAAGUCGGGAAACACAGGCUAUGACCCAUUCCUCAUCAACAUCCCAGCCAUAACAGCUUAUGGCCUAUCCUACCAUGUUGAUGGGAUAAAGAAUUUUGAGAACUAUGUCGUUAUCAUAGCAAAAAGCUCUGAAACCCAGAGGAUUACCCGAGAUGAGACCGCUAUCACAGGUGUUCAAUGGAGAAUGAUUCCCAGCUCACCUUAUUCAUGGGCUGUAUACAACUUGGGCCCCAGGCAUCAGUCCAUCUCUGUAGCACAUCCUCAAACUCCUUUUGGCGUCUUGGUCUUUGGUGGCCGAAACUAUGAAGGCUAUGGCUUUGCUCCACCACCUUUUGUCUUAUCAGAUUCUGAACUGGCCCCAAUAUCCUGCCCUGAGAACAGCCACUACGAGUCCUGCGGAAAUGCCUGCCCAGCCACCUGUUCUGACCGAACUGCUCCUGAAACGUGUGAUGACACCUGUGUGCCGAUCUGCCAGUGCGAUGAGGGCUACAUCCUCAGUGAUGAAACAUGCAUCCCAGUGGAGAAUUGCAACUGUACUCAUAAUGGCAAGAUCUAUGGUCCGGGAGAGGAAUUUUGGACUGAUGAAAGCUGCAGUAGUCGCUGCAAAUGUAACCCCAGAUUAGGGAGGGCUGUGUGCCUGCAGGAUUCCUGUAAGGCCAGAGAGAGAUGUGCCCUAGUUAAUGGGAACUGGGACUGUCAUACCAUCAGCUAUUCCACCUGCAUAGGAACUGGAGACCCUCACUACACCACCUUUGAUGGAAAGAGAUUUGACUUCAUGGGAACCUGCAUUUAUCAAAUGGCCGGAGUCUGCUCCAAGGACCCCACUCUCACCCCGUUUUUGGUCACGGUGGAGAACAACAACCGAGGCAGCAAGGCGGUGUCCUUCACCAAAGUGGUGACACUAGAGGUUUAUGGCAUGACCAUCAGCCUGAGCCAAGAACAUCCACAGAAGAUUAAGGUGAAUGGAGUCUUUGUGGACCUGCCCUUCUCCUAUGAAAAUAGACUAAAGGUCUACAUCAGUGGAGUCCAUGGCUUCAUCAAAACAGACUUUGAUCUGAGAGUCAGCUUUGACUGGUACAGUUAUGCCAGGGUCAUUAUUCCCAGCACUUACGCCAAUGCUGUGUGCGGACUGUGUGGCAAUGCCAACCAGGACCCCAGUGAUGACUUUGCUAUGAAGGAUGGAGCUCAGACAACAGAUGAAAUCCAGUUUGCAGACAGCUGGAAGUUGAAGGAGGUCCCAGGAUGCUCUGCAGAAUGCAUUGACUGCCCAGUAUGCAGUGAGGCAGAGAAGCAGACCUACAAGGGGGACCAGUUCUGUGGGAUCCUCAAGAGAAGGGAUGGGCCGUUCAGGCAGUGCCACGAGACCAUUGACCCAACACCUUACUUCGAUGAUUGUGUUUUCGACACCUGCCAAUACAAGGGUCAUCAUAACACUCUCUGCAGUGCCAUCAGUGCCUAUGUGACAGCUUGCCAAGCUCUGGGCAUUGAGGUUGGGAAAUGGAGAUCAGACUCUUUCUGCAGCUUUUCCUGUCCACACAAUUCCCACUAUGAACUCUGUGGAAAUGCCUGCUCUGAUACAUGUGGGAGCGUCUCCUCCCCAAUAAUGUGUGAUGCUGCAUGUACCGAAGGGUGUGCCUGUGAUCCUGGAUUCGUGCUCAGUGGAAAUCAGUGCGUCCAUCUUGCAGAGUGUGGCUGUGUGCACCAGGGCAGAUACUACAAAAAGGGACAGGAGUUUUAUCCCAGUAGCUCCUGCCAGGAGAAGUGCCGCUGCCUGGACAAUGGAGCCACCAAGUGUCAGCAGUUCUCCUGUGGAGCGCAUGAGGAGUGCAGGGUGGAGGACGGCAUCCAAGGCUGUCACCCUGCAGGAUAUGGUACAGCUAUAGCACUUGGUGACCCCCUUUAUAUUUCCUUUGAUGGACAAAGCUUUCGCUUCCAUGGCUCCUGCACUUACACUUUUGUCAAAGUCUGCAGCACAGACCCUCGGCUACAGAAUUUCUCCAUUUUGGUGGAGAACGAGAAGCUUGGAAAUGGACACCUUGCUCAGAUAAGGAAGGUUGUGGUCUCUGUUCAUCAGCACACUAUUGUCCUUGAAAGGGGAAGGAAAUGGAUAGCUAUGGUGGAUGAAGAAUUCUGCACUUUGCCAGUGAAUAGAGACGAGGGGAAACUCUGGAUCACUCAGGAGGGGAUCAGUAUAAUUCUUCAGGCGUCCUUUGGCCUCACAGUUCUUUAUGAUACCUCUUCCUAUGUCCGUGUGUCUGUCCCCAGCACCUACCAGGGACACAUGUGUGGUUUGGGUGGCAAUUUCAAUGGCGACGAGAGGGACGAUUUCAUGCUGCCUAGUGGGGAAUCUGCACAAACGGUGGAUGAGUUUGGGGCCUCCUGGCAGGUCCCUCUGGAUGGUGCCAUCUGCUCCAAUGGCUGUGGUGAGGAAUGCCCCACUUUUGAUACAGUCCAGACAGCACCGUAUGAGAGUGACGACUCCUGUGGAAUGAUCACGUCUGAGACAGGGCCAUUCAAAGACUGCUCCUCAUUAGUAAGCCCCUCAGAUUACCUUGAGCAAUGCCUGUAUGACUUGACUGCGGCCAAAGGGGAGGAGGAGUAUCUCUGCCGAAGCCUUCAAGCCUAUGCAGCUGCGUGCCAGUCUGCUGGAGUCAAGAUUGGAGCCUGGAGAACAAAGUCCUUCUGUCCCCUCACCUGCCCAGCCAACAGCCACUAUGAGACUUGCACUGGAUCUUGCGAUUUCACCUGUGCCAGCUUGUCCACUGUUGUGCAGUGCUCAAAGAACUGCUUUGAAGGCUGCCAGUGCAAUGAUGGCUAUGUGUCUGAUGGGGAUGCAUGUGUGCCUAUGAACAAAUGCGGCUGUGUGCAUAAUGGUCUGUACAUUAAGGUUGGAGAGGAUAUCUUCUCAAGCAACUGCACGGAAAAAAUAACUUGCAAUGCCACAGGUCAACUUGUUUAUGAGAAAACCAGAUGCCAGGCUGAAGAGAUAUGCACGCUUAGAAAUGGAGUGCGCAGCUGUGAAAGCAAGGAAUACCAGUGCAAACUCACUCCAGGAGCCCGACUCUCUACCUUCGAUGGUGCUUCGCGCAAGUACCUCUGCAGUGGGGUUUAUGACAUUGCCACCGUUUGUGAUGAAAGUGUCCCCUACUGGUUCAGGGUGUCAGUGAGCAUCGGAAAGGACAGCGACGAUGUCUUGGUAGUUGGGAGAGCGGUCCAUGUUUUCUUCCAGAAUGCAUCCAUCACUCUUAAAAGGGACCACAGGACAUGGGUAAAUGGACGCCUGGUAAGGCUGCCAUACAGGAUUUCCCAAGCCAUAUCUGUGAGCGAAACUCAGGACGGGAUCCUAAUUAACCAGGCCUCUCAGGUGCAGGUUCACCUUCGCUCUGAUGGGGAGGUGACAGUGGGAGUCAAGAAGACCCUCGCAGGAAAGCUGUGUGCCCCAUGCGGAAACUUCAAUGGGAACAGCUCUGAUGACUUGAAGCUGCCCAAUGGGAUGGUUGAGACAAACAUUGCUGAGCUCCUACAUGCCUGGGAGGCCAAAGACUUCUAAUAUUAAACCGCUGCAUCCUGGAAUGAUUCCAUGCGCAUUUCCCACCCUCUUCUCUGACCUGGACCUAUCUCCUGAGUCCAACACACGAAGCAGAGUGAAGGGACGCCAUUUUGUUCAGUGUAAUCACAGGAGCAGUGAAAUUAUUCUAAACCAGUAAACAUCACAUUCUUGCUCGCCUCAGCCCCCUGGAUGCUGCUGUAUGGAAAAGAAGAUUAUUAACGCUCCUGCAAACCGAAGAAGAAAAUAUCAGAAGCCAUAAAGUUCUCAAACUGUGAACUUAACAG
Messenger RNA from Podarcis raffonei (Aeolian wall lizard), 5257 nucleotides. Its product is annotated as IgGFc-binding protein-like. The record is from RefSeq and is a predicted model, not a curated record. NCBI's taxonomy places the organism in Eukaryota, Metazoa, Chordata, Lepidosauria, Squamata, Lacertidae. Gene Ontology annotation, molecular function: protein binding. The coding region runs from base 477 to 4973 and encodes 1498 amino acids. The transcript is spliced from 11 exons.